Molecule: messenger RNA, 1709 nt
Organism: Xenopus laevis (African clawed frog)
Lineage: Eukaryota; Metazoa; Chordata; Amphibia; Anura; Pipidae
Gene: cyp46a1.3.L
Product: cytochrome P450 family 46 subfamily A member 1, gene 3 L homeolog
Biological process (GO): cholesterol catabolic process
Cellular component (GO): presynapse; endoplasmic reticulum; dendrite
Molecular function (GO): monooxygenase activity; heme binding; iron ion binding
Source: RefSeq, marked predicted
CAGUGAUCAUGGGGCUGUGGAUUCUCAUCGGCUGGGCAACCCUCCUGCUGUUGGCACUGGCUCUGAUCUGCUUCCUCCUGUACUGUGGAUAUAUUCAGUAUAUUCAUAUGAAGUAUGACCACAUCCCAGGACCCCCCAGAGACAGCUUUCUCUUGGGACAUUCACCGACAAUGCUGCGGUUGAUGAAAAACAAUUUGCUGAUGUAUGAUCAUUUUCUGGAAUUGGUUCAGAAGUAUGGUCCAGUCAUUCGUAUUAAUGGAUUACAUAGGGCCAUUAUACUUGUUGUUAGCCCUGAAGCAGUGAAGGAACUUCUCAUGUCACCAAAAUACACCAAGGACCGGUUCUACGAUGUUAUUGCCAACAUGUUUGGAGUGAGGUUCAUGGGGAAUGGUUUAGUGACUGAUCGAGAUUAUGAUCAUUGGCAUAAACAGAGGAGAAUUAUGGAUCCUGCUUUCAGCAGAACCUACCUGAUGGGGUUAAUGGGUCCCUUUAAUGAAAAAGCAGAGGAGCUGAUGGAGAGACUAAUGGAGAAAGCAGAUGGAAAGUGUGAGACUAAAAUGCAUGACAUGCUCAGCAGACUGACAUUGGAUGUAAUUGGCAAGGUUGCUUUUGGAAUGGAACUGAAUUCCCUAAACGAUGAUCGAACACCGUUCCCAAGAGCUAUCUCAUUGGUUAUGAAGGGUAUAGUGGAAAUGCGGAAUCCAAUGGUGAGGUAUUCUCUGGCAAAGAGAGGGUUCAUCAGAGAAGUGCAGGCGAGCAUAAGGCUCCUUCGUCAGACAGGAAAGGAAUGUAUUGAAAGGAGACAGAAGCAGAUACAGGAUGGAGAGGAAAUUCCAAAGGACGUACUGACACAGAUACUGAAGGGAGCAGCUUUGGAAGAAGAAUGCGAUCCUGAAAUUCUGUUGGACAAUUUUGUCACUUUCUUCAUUGCAGGCCAAGAAACCACCGCCAACCAGUUGUCAUUUGCAGUGAUGGAAUUGGGGCGGAAUCCAGAGAUUCUAGAAAAAGCCCAAGCAGAAAUAGACGAAGUCAUAGGAUCAAAGCGAGACAUUGAGUAUGAAGACCUUGGCAAAUUGCAGUACUUGUCCCAGGUCCUAAAAGAAAGUUUGCGCUUAUACCCUACAGCACCAGGCACAUCACGGUGGCUUGAGGAGGACAUGAUAAUAGAUGGAAUUAAGAUCCCAGCAAAUGUAACUAUGAUGUUAAACUCUUAUAUCAUGGGAAGGAUGGAGGAGUUUCACACAGAUCCACUUACCUUCAACCCAGACAGAUUCAGCCCUGAUGCGCCAAAACCUUAUUACUCAUAUUUCCCUUUUUCUCUGGGACCACGAUCCUGUAUAGGACAGGUUUUUUCACAGAUGGAGGCCAAGGUAGUAAUGGCAAAGCUCCUGCAGAGAUAUGAGUUUGAGCUGGCUGAAGAGCAAAGUUUUAAGAUUUUAGACACAGGUACUCUCCGACCCCUGGAUGGGGUCAUAUGCAGACUGAGGCCUCGAACAAGCAAUAAAGCAGCUGCACCAAAAUAGCUACUUGCAAUGCUGUGAAACAAUAUAAAUACUUUCCUCCAUACCAAGGCAGACUGAUUUUGACUGUAAUGAGGGAAAAAAGCUGAUUUUUGUAUUUUUUUGUCUAACACAUAGCCUAAAACAGAAGUUGAUCUGAUGUGAAAAUGCAUUUUGUACUAUUCAUAAAAAAAAAACCCUGCAAAUUUA